Messenger RNA from Ochotona princeps (American pika), 2857 nucleotides. RefSeq names its product mitochondrial antiviral signaling protein (gene MAVS). Lineage: Eukaryota; Metazoa; Chordata; Mammalia; Lagomorpha; Ochotonidae. The record is from RefSeq and is a predicted model, not a curated record.
CGCGCUCCUGGGCCAGGCCCGCCCCAGCGCGCCUCUCUGCGUUCCGGCCUGGAGGCUGCUGUCUGCGGGUCGCCGGGUUGUGGCUGCCCGAGUCAUUCCCACGUCGCCCACUCCCGUUGCCCUGGGCGCAGCCGGAGCCCACCUGCGGUGCUUGAGUAGCGAUGAUGUUUGCCGAGGAGAAGACCUACAAGUUCAUCUGCCACCAGCACAGCAGGUUCUGCCGUGUGGAGGUUCUGGAGAUCCUGCCUCACCUGCCCUGCCUCACGGCCAGUGACCAGGACCGACUGCGGGCCACUUACAACCGCCUGGGCAACCGGGACACCCUAUGGGAUCUGUUCAACACCCUGCAGCGGCGGACGGGCUGGGUGAACUACUUUGUUGAGGCCCUGAGGGUCUGUGAGCUGGCCGAUCUUGCUGACCUAGUGGCCCACGAAUACCAGAGCUACCUGCCUCGGAACCUGAACCAUCCCAGAGCCACGCGGGAGGUGCCUGCACCUGCUACUCCUGCUACACCUGCUGUAGACCACGAUGGCAGCAGGCAACAGCUGAGUUACCCGCUGCCUGUCCAGGACACCCAGCAGCCCAAGUCCCUAGGACAGGCGCGUGUUCACAAGCCAUCCCACUUCUGCCUUCCAAGAGCCUCUCUGUCCCUCAGCCCAUGUAGUGUCCUGCAGCCUAAGCAGGGGUCUGUGUGGGGGUCACAGAGAGGAGGACUCUGUGCAGGACCACCUGUGGACAGGUGUCUGCCCUCGGGAUGCUGGGUGCCUCCUGUGAGGUUGAGGCAAGGUUGCCCAUGGACACAGGGUCCAGCUGUGUCUGGAUCCAAGCUAGGGCUCCCUUGUCUUCUGGAUCCCAGGGUGUGACUAGCACUCCCGAGGGACCCUGUAUGGAACUUGCUCUUAGGGCUAAAUCAUUGCCCAUUUUCCCUCUUGCAGAGCCCGGAGCAGGCACCUCAGAUACCCAGCUCUGAGCCCGUCCUGAGGACACCGCCGGUGCCCCUGGAGCCCUCUUGUGACCUGGCAGCCAUCAGUCCUCAGGUGACCACCAGGCCCCAAGACGUGGGACCAGACAGUCCCCACACUGGAGGUACUGUCUCCAGUCCCAUGCCACCCCAGGGACCUGUGUCUCCAUCCGUCUCCUUCCAGCCGCUGGCACGCUCCACCCCCAGAGCAUCCUCUGGACCUGCCGUAUCAGUUUCCUCUACUGGUACCUCCUGCUCCUCUGGCCAGGGUGUGCGAGCCCAGGACGAGGCCACCGUGUGCCCCAAUGAUACAGUGCCUGCUGGCUCUGGGACCGCCGUCCCGACAUCCUGCAGGGUGCCCAGCAACUUGAUGCCCGUGAGCACAAUGCCUUCGGGAGCAUCCGCCAACCUAGCACUCGCCAGCACGGUGCCUUCCAAGUCGCCUGCCAACCCAGAGACCCUUGGUGCCACACCCUCAGAUGUGCUUCCCAGUCUGGCGCCAUCCCAGCUGCCCAUCGUCUCUCCCACAGAUGCUGCUUCCGUGUCUCCCAAAGUGCCUGCCUCCCCACUGCCCACCAGCAGGAGCAGCAACAGAGCCCAGGAGACCCCGAUGGCUCCAGCACCCGGAGAUGCCCCAGGAGACGGCUUGCUCUCAGGGCCGGAGCUGAGCAAGCCCAAUGAGCUGCUCUCCCAGUUUGCCAGCCUGCCUUACUCGGGCUGCUCGGCAGACCUGGACAUCAGCCGGAAUAGCUCCCUGGCCCCUGGGGCCAGCCACCUCCCGGAGGAGAAUGAGUAUGUGUCGGUGGGCACUUUUGGGGUCCAUGUGGUGGAGGAACCCAGUGCCAACCUCCUGGCAGGCAAUCCCGGGCCCAGUGUCUCCCCGCGCCUCCAAGAGGAGGAGGAAGAUGAAGAGGAGAUACAGUGCAACUGGGUGGCUCCCUGGGCUCCGUGGUUUGGAGCUGCCAUAGCCGGUGCACUUGUGGCCACCCUCCUGGCCAUGCUCUACCGGCGGCGCGCACUUCAGUGACAACCCUGGGACUGCCUGCUGUACACCUGCUCAGUUCUCUUGGAUGCUCCCUGCCCUCUGGCCCUUCGUCAGGGUUGCAGGGCUGAGCCCCUGGGAGCUGGGCUCUACACUGGCCUGCUAGGAGAGCCAAGAUUGUGCCCUCUGAGGUCCCUCUCUCUGUCCUCAGCUUCCUGCACCCCACCGUGUCCACCUGUGCCUGUCUACUUGUAGUCCAGGUUGUCACUUCCUGUGCCAGGCUCAUGUUUGCCCAAGUCUGUAAGACUCACCCUAUCCUUGUGCUGUGAGGCUGGAGGGCAGGUGUGCCUGUGGGAGAUCUCGUCCUGGCUCCCUGCCCUAACAGUACAGCCCCCAGACAGCCCCCAGACACCCUCACCAGCUUCUUCACCCCCGCCCAGGUCUCAGAGUUGGGGUGCGGGCCACCUGGCAAGCAGAGAUCAGCUCAAGGUCCUGCUUCAGCACACCCCUUCCUAGGCUGGGAAGACGUCACGGUGGUCUGACCAUGGUCUCGGAUGCACAGCAGGUGUCUGAGAUGGAGCAGAUGGGUGAUGGCCCACAGUGGGUGACCCCUGAAUGCUUCCCCGCUCUGCUGCCCAGACGUGAGGGACAGAGCGCACAGUGGGCUGACGGCUGUUCUGCAGCCUCCACUUCCCGGCCCUCCCGGGCUCUGAGCAAGCCCUUACCCUCUACGUGCCUCAUCGUCUCGUCUUGGAGCGGGAUUGAAUGUGGACGUGUAUGUGGCCUCCUGACACCUGGUGAGCGUGGAGUGUGUUCAUCUGUGCUGAUUGUGCAGUGGUUCCUGAUGUUUUCUGAGAGCUGAGCACAGCUGUGACCUCCAUUUGCUGUGGGAGGACCUCAGCCCUUGGUUCACU